Paramecium pentaurelia is the source of this 1098-nucleotide messenger RNA. The record is from the annotation of a GenBank genome assembly. Lineage: Eukaryota; Ciliophora; Oligohymenophorea; Peniculida; Parameciidae.
AUGUAAUUCACAGCCCCAAUUGAGAAAAGAUAAGUCUUUUAGCCAUCUCAAUAGAUGAUGCCUUUGAUGCAUAGAAAAGAAAACAUUUUUUCUCCUUUAAGAAUAAGUCCAUCAACUUAAUAACAUUUUAGUCCUUCAUAACAUUAAUUUUCGAAAGGAAAUGAGAAUUAAUAAAUAAGAUAAAAUACAAAUGAUUCAGAGAAAGAAAUAAAAAUAUUAAUAUAGCACAAUUAAAAAAUGAAAGAUCAGAUUAAUUAAUAAGCAUUCGAUUAUGAGAAUCUUAAACACAGCUAUGAUAAAAUGUAUUAAGAUCAAUUACGAUUGAUAAAUGAAUUAGAAUAGAUAUCCAAAGUAUCUGAAUAAUAAUUAAAAGAAAUUAAAAUAAAAUAAGAAGUAAUCAAAGAUUUGUAACAUCAAUUGGAAUCAUAAUGUCAUACUUAAAAUAAAAAUCAUGAUGAAACUUAAUUCCUCAGAUAGUAAUUAUAAAUAAAAGACUAAGAGAUUUUUAAAUUCAAAGCAAUUUUGGAAGAAAAGAAUUUGGAGAAUUAAGAAAUAAGAAAUACUUUAAAUACAAUUAAUUAGAAGGUUUAAUUUAUGACUUAACAAAAAGAUCAAUAAUAUUAGAUUAUAGAUAAAUUUAAUAAAGAGUUAUAAGAUGAAAUAACACAUAAGACUUAAUAAAUACAUGCAACUAGUCAAAAUUUAAGUUAAUCAUAAUAAUAAGUUACAUAAUUAAAAUUUGAGGUUGAUUCAUUAAAACUUAAAAUGUAAUCAUAAUAAUAAUUGAUGCCAUUGUAACAAUUAUAAUAGAGAUAUGUAAUUCUUUGUAUGGAAAAUGAUAGAUUACAUAGUGUGAUACAAAAGGAGUAUGAAUUAAAGAAAUAGUUAGAAUAAUAGUAAAUAAAAUAUGAAUAGGAGACAGAUUAAUUAAAGAAUGAAUUGAAAUAGAUUUCUGAAGAGUUUUCUCGUUUAUAAUAGGGUUUAAUUUAUGAAUAAAAGAAUAUGUAUUUGAUAGAGAAUUUGAAGAAUUAAUUAAAUUAUUAUAUUGAUGAAAAUGCAAGAUUAAAUGUCAUUAUAAGAUAAUAAUCAAGAAUUUGA